ACCAGCACCAAAAGCGGCCGUAGUAGUACCAGCGCCACCUCCUUCUCCAAAGGAAAUUAUCCCGGUCGUGGUUCCACCGAAGCGAGGCCGGGGUCGGCCACCGAAGCAGAACAAGGGUCAUGUUCCGGUCGUCAACCCAAAUCAUGGUCUAGCAGUUGCAGAACGACAAAAGAAUCUUUUGUCACUUGUUGGAGCUGCAUCAGCUGCCCGGGCUGCUGCCGGGGCGAAAACAGUUGCUUUUCCGGCGCCCGUUAAUAGUACUGGUGGUCCGACAACAAAUACAACAUCUUGGCAGCAGCAGUUGCAGAAUUUCUACUACAACCGAGCACUCCACCCUCCAGGAUCGCUGUCCCUAUCUACUAUACGGCAAGAAGUGCGAUUGGCGUAUGGCCCGAUUUCUACUAGUAAAAAUCUUACUAGUAAAGAAAAGCUGAAAAUUUUUACUAGUAAGAAGUGUUACUAUUAAAUUUAACGGGACAGGAAAGCAAAAAUUCUACUAGUAGAACGGGGACGGGCUACUAGUAGAGCGCGUACUAGUAGAAAUCUGGGCAAAACCCAAAGCGCGAACGCCGAGGCCUCUGCGGGCGCCGAGGUGGUCUGAAACAAGCGCACCCAGAUCGCGCGUUGUCCCGCAAAAAAGCCUCGCUGCGAGCCUGCGGCGCGCCGCUUGUGCGUGUUGCCGGCUUCCCUUGCCCCUUGCGAAGAAACUCGCAGCGGGCAGGCCGCCGCCGUGCUCUCGGGUGGGUGGCGGUGCGGGGUGCGGGGGACGGUGUGGGGCGCUUUGCAGAAGGGAGGGAGGUCCGGGAGAGGCGAAUGUUGGCCCUUGGGGCAGUGGGGGCGCGGCGCGGGUUAUUGCAAUUGCGUGCGCGGCCCUUGGCGCUGCCAACGGAGGCGCAGGGGCAGGGGGCCAGAGUAAUAUUGGCUGCGCGAGUGCAGCAAGGGACGGUGCGGGUAUUCCUGCCUUUCGGAAGGGCAGGCCGCCCCUUUUCUCCAGCCCCGCUCGCCUUUCAUGCGCAUCGCGGGCUCCCACUCCCGCCGCGGUGGGUGGGCCGCUGCGCAUGGCUGGCCCGUCCCUUCGCGUAAGUAGGGUCUCUUAUGCCGCGGCCACUUUCCCGUGGGUGUCCAGCAAAAUGCACAUAGUAGCUCGCCCACCUUGGGGGGUACUCGCAAAGUGCAAACCGGCCAGAAGGCUCGUCGCCCCCCCUCCAUCGAGGUGGGCCAGGGGGCGUCGGGCGUGAGGCUCUAGUGGUCGCCGGCGCCCAGGGACAAACCCGCUUGGGGUACGCGUAUCGCCUCCUGCCCCUUCCCCGCGAGGAAUGCAACCUUCCUAGUAUGAAAUCGGGCCCAUCGCGUCCUUGUCUCCUCCAUACCUCUCCGGCGGUCGCGGAGCGACCGCCCGUGCUAGAUACAAGAACAGAGCACUCCACCCUCCAGGAUCGCUGUUUCUGGAAAACUUCGGCCUACCAGCAAUUCUGGACGUCGAGGCGGAUAAAGAUACCAAGCAGGAGGGAUUGAAAUCGUCAAAGUUGUAAUAGUUUGUCAUGCAUAAAAUGCAGCCCACAGAGUGCCUCUCCUGCAGAGGAGGCAAGUGAGGCAGAUUGUAAGCCUGUUGAGGGGUAAGUAGAAACUGAGCUGCUAAAGUAGCAUGACAAAAGGCGCCUUCCUUACCCAAACAGCAUGACAGACUGUUUUUUUUUGUCUACCCAAAUUUGUCAUGCGCCAGUUGGAAACUGGGUUAGGUUAAUACAACUUUCAUCCGUUUUAUGCAUUGCAAGUUAUUAUUUCAACUUUGUCGAUUUAAAUCCUGACACAUCCAUACCUCAUUUCCGCUACCGCGCAGAGCAACGCGGAAAAGCAGCACCAGCUGGAACAGGAAAAGCACGCAAAGGCCGAGAAGAAGACCAAUUUGGCGAUGGCGGUGCCCGUAUCAAAUGCAAGAAUGUCUGGGUCUGGAAGAAUGCACGAUUUGCCAUGCUGGUCUGGCACGACCAAAAAGUUUGUGAUGCGUGAUGUCCAAGAAGAGAACCCUUUGCCUGUCAUGCAAAAACGCAGCUUGUCAUGGGAAAAACGCAAGAACACAAAGAAGCGCAGAUAUUUCUCAUGCUUGGCUGUGCAUUACACAGAGCAUUCACCAUUCCCAACGCAGCAUUGCAAGUUUCCAGACCCAGACAUAUUUGCUGUUGAAAAAUGAAAUUCUGGACUACAACAGAGCACUCCACCCUCCAGGAUCGCUGUUUCUGGAAAACUUCGGCCUACCAGCAAUUCUGGACGUCGAGGCGGAUAAAGAUACCAAGCAGGAGGGAUUGAAAUCGUCAAAGUUGUAAUAGUUUGUCAUGCAUAAAAUGCAGCCCACAGAGUGCCUCUCCUGCAGAGGAGGCAAGUGAGGCAGAUUGUAAGCCUGUUGAGGGGUAAGUAGAAACUGAGCUGCUAAAGUAGCAUGACAAAAGGCGCCUUCCUUACCCAAACAGCAUGACAGACUGUUUUUUUUUGUCUACCCAAAUUUGUCAUGCGCCAGUUGGAAACUGGGUUAGGUUAAUACAACUUUCAUCCGUUUUAUGCAUUGCAAGUUAUUAUUUCAACUUUGUCGAUUUAAAUCCUGACACAUCCAUACCUCAUUUCCGCUACCGCGCAGAGCAACGCGGAAAAGCAGCACCAGCUGGAACAGGAAAAGCACGCAAAGGCCGAGAAGAAGACCAAUUUGGCGAUGGCGGUGCCCGUAUCAAAUGCAAGAAUGUCUGGGUCUGGAAGAAUGCACGAUUUGCCAUGCUGGUCUGGCACGACCAAAAAGUUUGUGAUGCGUGAUGUCCAAGAAGAGAACCCUUUGCCUGUCAUGCAAAAACGCAGCUUGUCAUGGGAAAAACGCAAGAACACAAAGAAGCGCAGAUAUUUCUCAUGCUUGGCUGUGCAUUACACAGAGCAUUCACCAUUCCCAACGCAGCAUUGCAAGUUUCCAGACCCAGACAUAUUUGCUGUUGAAAAAUGAAAUUCUGGACUACAACAGAGCACUCCACCCUCCAGGAUCGCUGUUUCUGGAAAACUUUGGCCUACCAGCAAUCACGGGACAACCUGCGACUUCAACAACAAACACGGCCUUGGCUGUUGCAGCCGCAAGUGGAAGUACUUGUUCUACCGGUGCGCAGAAGAUGACAAGUCUAUUCCUGUCAUCUGGGAGUCAACAGCAUAAGCAACUACCGGGGGUAGUCGAUCAACCGAUGAAUAACACGUUGAAAAACAAGAACAAACCCGGGGUAAACGACAUACUCUCCGAAGAAUUGAAACAGAAAGUUUCAUCCCCGAAUUUCACCGACGAGUCUUUUUUUGUUGACCUGCAUUCCGUAUGCAAUGCAAAAGCAUCGUACUAGUAUAAAUUGCAUUACAAAUAAUUAGCCCAGCACUACAAAUCAAAUUUGUAAUGCUGUUUCACCUUGAAAAAGGGAUUUGUAAUGCAUAAAUGCGAUUACUACGAGUACGAUACUUUUGCACAGAAUAUUCCGGUGGGGUCGUGAAGAAACGCGACACGCAGUUUCCGUUUUUGGAGAACCGGCACUACGCGGGGAUUUUGCAGCACGGGAACGCCUAUCCUGUGCCAAAGUAUCGUACUCGUAGCAAUUGCAUUCAUGCAUUACAAAUCUAGGCGUUAAGGGAAAUCCGCAUUACAAAUUUUAUUUUUCAUGCUGAGGAAAUUUGUCAUGCGUUUUUUUUACGAGUACGAUACUUUUGCACAGGAUAACGCCAUCUGGUUCCAGGCCGAUACGACCAAGGAUCGAGCCGACAUGGCGGAGUUUAUUGCGAAGUUGGAACGAUUAUCCUGUGCAAAAGUAUCGUACUCGUAUAAAUGCGAAUCUUGCAUUACAAAUCUUGCUCCCAAGGCAAAUCUGCAUUACAAAUUUCAUUUCUCAUGCUGAGGAAAUUUGUCAUGCGAUUUAUACUAGUACGAUGCUUUUGCAUUUCAUAACGAUCUCAAGAAUCUUCGACGGCUUCCGGCAACGGCGAAGAGGUACUGAAGGGUGUUGCGGCGAAAGAGAUGAAGGAGGUCAAAAAGAAUGAAGAAAAUGCAGAUGAAAAUGAAACAAAUGAAGUUUUUCCGGCGCCUGAGAAGAAGCCGGAAGUAGGUAUCACCAGAACUACCCCGACCGUAACCAAGAACGGCCCAAAUACAACAUCCGAUUGCAUCAACAACAAAGCUCCUGCCGCCGCAGCUGCGCCAUCUCUUCAGAAAGCAACACCCCACGACAGCUCUUCAUCGACCACCGAGAAGGUUGAGCAAUUCAUUGAGGAUGAAAACGGCGAGUUUCAGCUCGUGAAAGUGAAUCCGCAGACGCUGGCGAACUCGAGAAAUACUAACCAGGUGUCUCGUCGUGGUCCUGUGGAGGUGUCGGGAGUUUCAUCUUCUUUCAUUUCAACAUCAUCAUCUUUCGGAAUGCUGAACAAGAUGAGGAAGCAGCAGAACAAUGAUGAACACGGGAAACAGAAACAAAACGUCCUCGCGCCGUCUGAGAUGAACAAGAAAAAGAGCGGCACUCCGGAAAUAAAUCAAGUGGCUUCUUCGUCUUCUUGUUCAGCUUCCCAGGCUAGAAAAAUUUUCCUUCAGCAAGAAAACCACGACGUGUUCUUCGCUCCGGGCUUGCAUUCCGGAAACACGACGCUUUCUAGCUCGGGGGGGAAAAUUAUUGGAGGAUGUUCUAGCGUGGAACUGCAUCAAUUUAUUGCGGAAAACUACGAGAAUGUCGUGCAACAGGAGUACCACAUCACGCAGGACUUUCUGCGGCAAAAAAUCUACAAGUUAGAAGAGCCGGCGGUUGUCCAUAGUUCUGCCUCAACAUCUAGUACAACUGGUACUACUACGGAUAAAAGUGAAAAGGAAAAGCAAAAUCUUAACCCAAUUGUAGUUCCUACCACCGAGCGGCAACAGCAGAAUCUGCUUCUCGAAGCUGCGAAAAUGAAUCAAACGCUGAACCACGCAAACGACCAGGCCGUGCUCCUGGAAAAAAAGCCAAUGUUGGAUGCCAGUGCCUUUCACGCGAAGAAUCAUUUACAACUCUCCUUCGGCAAGAGAAAUCACGCGCAAAACAGGAACGCUUUUUGGGAACAACCGACGGAGCAGUUGAAGGAGCAGUUGGGGCAGAAGAAGGUGAAGCCGACGGCGCGGAUCUCGCACGUGUUGGAUUCACAGCUGUACACCAUGGAACAACUGUUAGCCAUGCAGGCGAAUUUCGGACUCAGUCUGCUGAAGCAGGCUUACGAUCUGAUCUGCAACCAAUUUAUCCGGCAACAGGGGAAUUUUCGUGACGAAUUUUCCCUAAUCGCGCUGAAACAAAACAUAUCACAUGCAAAUGUGUCCGGGUCUCGGUCUGGAAGAGUGCAAGUUUGUCAUGCUUGUCUUGCAUGACUCUCAAAUCUGUGAUGCAUGAGCAGGAAAGGGCCUCUUGCCUGUCAUGCAAAAACGCAGUUUGUCAUGCGAAAGACGAAACACACAGCAGCGCAAAAACUUGUCAUGCUGGGCUGCAUAUUGUAGGGUGUUCACAAUUCGUAGAUUUGCAUCACAAGUCUCCGGACCCAAACAUAUUUGCAAUGCAUAAAACAACUCCGACCGGGUGCAAACCGCGGCGGUGUGCAUCGACACGAAAUCGACGAAGGAUCCUGAGUACGCACCGCAAAAGUAUCGUGCUCGUAGCAACUACGGUCAUGCAUUACAAAUAUUUUUCUUAAGGUAAAUCCGCAUUACAACUUUCAUUCCUACCGCUAAGGACAUUGAUUUGUCAUGCAAUUUUUACUACGUGCGGUACUUUUGUAAUGCAUACAGCGCAGCGGAUCUUCAUGAUCUGCUUCUUCGUUACCAAGUUCCACUACCGGAGUUCCAAUGCGGGCUCGAAAUUGGUGGAGAUGUUGGUGAAACGGCUGAACCUCGAGUCGCAUAUGCGUUGCAAGUAUGUCUGGGUCUGGAAGAAUGAGUGCUAACUUGCAAUGCGCAUUCCAGAUCACACAAAAGUUUGUCAUGCAUGGAGAGCAAUGAAUAUAAAAUAUGAAGUUGCUCAUCUCUUCUUCUUGCCACCGAAAGAGGUGGACAUUUGUCAUGCGGGUUGGGCAUAGAAACGCGACAUGCUUUCCAGAACCUGUAAUGCGAGCGCUUGCAUGCCAGACCGUCUGCGUGAAAGAAAAACACCAUGACAAACGUCGGCACUCAUCUAGACCCAGACCUGGUUGCAUUCCAUUUCGCACUUGAUCGACCAAAAUCUCCCAGCAUAUGAGAUUAACCGCAGGGUGAUGGAAUUUGAGCGUGGGGAAAAACUGAAGAAAAUGAAGGAAAAGAGGCGACAGGAAAAGAGUAAAGCAGCCGCGGCGAUGACGGUACAACUAUCGUCGGCAGAAGGUGGUGGAGGUGGAGACAACAAGCAGCGGGAUGCAGCCGUAGCCGACAACGGUGGUAAAAAUAAGGAUGUUCAGGACAACAAGGACAACCAGCUGAAAAGCGCUCUUGGUACUGGGCAUCAAGUGGACCUACUGUCUGAUGGAAAUACCACCAAGAAUACGACGAAGACCGUCCAAAAGAACAGCACGGAAAAUCCACGACCGCAACAAGUACAACCACAGAAGAACGAUGACGAAGAUGAGGACGCUCUCCAGCCGGUCCGCAAGCGGCCGCGACGCGACUGCGUCCUUGAGCAGGAGCAAGAAAACAGUAAGAACCACAACCGCGCGACAGCGGGAAAGAACAGCAACCUGAGCGGGGCAGCUCCCGCUGGUGGAGGUAGUAGUGCUAGUAGAACCGGGCUGGAUGUCAAUAACAAGAAAGUGAACAAAAAAGACACGACUCAUUGCUCCGAGAAUGUCGAUUCUGACGACGAGUCGGACCUCCCCCGCCGCCGCUUCAACUUCGUGCGAAAACUGAUGACCGAUGAAUACCAGCGUCGGGAGGCGAUUUACCAGCGACAGAUGCGGGAAUUGGGGAAGCCGAAGCACGUCCGGAUUGUCACCGUGUGUGCGGCGUCUGAGGAAAAGAAGGAAGUCAAUUCGGUGUGCAAUUUCUGGAAGAAUUUGGGUUUCACCUUGGAACAGCCGGACGACAUACCCUAUCAUGAAAUCCCGAUCCGCGCGUGCCGGGUGUUUGAGUUCGAUUACAAAAAGGCUUAUGGAGGAAUGUUUAAGGACUAUUUACCCUGA
Molecule: messenger RNA, 7161 nt
Organism: Amoebophrya sp. A120
Lineage: Eukaryota; Dinophyceae; Syndiniales; Amoebophryaceae
Source: the annotation of a GenBank genome assembly